AUGUCCUCCCCAAUGGACCUCUCUCACCCCCUACCCACCCCCUACCCCAAAAAAUCCCUCUACGACCCUCCCAUCCGCAUCCUCGUCGACACCCGCAUCCACCUCCUCCAAGGAGACACCAACGAAGAGCGCAACACCUUCCUCAUCAACCACAUCUGCCACCUACACUGGCACACCGAAUUCAUCCCCUCCAAGCACCGCCGCUACGCCUUCAGCACCGAGCGUUUCCCCAUUGAGUCUACCCGCUGCCUGUUUCUUGUUGAUUGCGGCCAGACCGCAAGCAAGGAGGAUGAUGAGGAUGUUCCUGUGGUGUAUUAUAAGUGGACGGGGGAGAUUUUGACCCCCCUACCCAUCCUAUCCUACGAAGCCUGGAUCAAGAAUAAACUCAAAUACGUGUAUCCGUUUACUCCUGCGCCGAACUGGCAGAAUGGCGUUAAUCGCGAUCGAGAGCGAGAGAUGCUUUUGUCCAAGGUGUUGUGGGCGAGUAGUAGUGGUGGGGCGACGGAUGAUGAUUUGAGGGCUUUGAGGGAUAAUGAGGAGGAUUGGGCGUGGUUGAAGGCGAGUUUGGAUCCGGAAGCUUUUGGCGGGUUUUUGUAUGAGGCGAGGAGGAGGAUUUAUUAGGAUUUUUGUUGUUG
Molecule: messenger RNA, 635 nt
Organism: Aspergillus piperis CBS 112811
Lineage: Eukaryota; Fungi; Ascomycota; Eurotiomycetes; Eurotiales; Aspergillaceae
Exons: 2
Coding region: 1-621 (206 amino acids)
Source: RefSeq, a predicted model, not a curated record